Molecule: messenger RNA, 1312 nt
Organism: Ylistrum balloti
Lineage: Eukaryota; Metazoa; Mollusca; Bivalvia; Pectinida; Pectinidae
Product: U11/U12 small nuclear ribonucleoprotein 48 kDa protein-like
Exons: 8
Coding region: 77-1237 (386 amino acids)
Cellular component (GO): cytosol; U12-type spliceosomal complex; nucleoplasm
Source: RefSeq, a predicted model, not a curated record
UGCGCCUUUACAGUUCCCCGGAUGAAAACAGAGAAGACCAUACCGGUGCAGGUUUGAAAAAAUGGUAGACUGAAAAAUGGAUGUUGCUAUGAAGAAGGAGUCAUUUAUCAAUGACCUCAAACAGUUUGUGGAUGUGUGUCAAGAUGACCUCCACAAUGUUCUCCAGAGAGUAGGAUGGACACCAGAAAAAAUCUUAGAGCAUGGAGAUCGAAGUCUAUGUCCACACGACAGUAAUCAUGUGAUGCCUGCUGCCUCACUGGAGAAACAUACAGCCAUAUGUCCAUUGCUUAAGAAGGGUUAUACCAAGGAAGAAGCAAUACAACAGAGACAAAGCAACAGAUAUUUCUAUGAAGGGAUCGAAGCCAAGGUGCCAACAGUGAAUAUUGAUCAGGAAAUGAUGAAUAAGAUUCUUUGGGAUCAUCACGUAAAGAACCGAUCAAUAUUUUAUGGUCACAAAGAUGAUUGCUUGACCAGAGAUGACCAAGAAGUCCAGUUAACUGCAGCAGAAAGAGCUGCCCUUUAUGAGUAUGUUGUGACAAAAGCAAAAGAGGAGCGAGAAUUUACACCUCUAGAAGAUGAGUUCCUCACCAUGAAUCUAGAGGAAUUUGUCAAGAACAAAAUAUCAGGAAAGGACAAUGCCUCCGACAGUAAACCGUCUAACUACUUAGAAUACAUCAAAUCUGAACGAGACUACAAGCGUCGCCGACAGACAUACAGAGCCAAGAAUGUUUACACGACCAAAAAGUCCUACACUGAGGUGAUCAGAGAUGUAAUAGAAAACCAAACAGAUCUUUUUGCAUCUUUCAUGAAUCUGGGAAGUCAAGAAAAUGAAGAUAAAGAAGACACUUCAAAGGCUCAAAGCCAUGAAAGAACUAGCAUUGAUUUUGGGUCUAAAGAAAUGUCCACAGACAAAAAGAAGAGAUAUUCCUCUUCUAGAGAUAGAUCUCGAGAGAGAAGCGUAGACAGGUCUAAAGAAAGAAAGUUAGCUAGAUCAAGAGAACGAGACAGUCGUCGGUCAAGGAAUUCAGAUCACAGGGUGGGGAGAUCUAGGGAAAGAUUCACAGAACAAUCACUGGAGAGAGAAAGCUCAGGAGAAAUAGGUCUGCGAGAAGAGGAGCAAGCAAAGAGGAGAAAAAGGUCAAAGUCGGUGACAGAAAGCAGUGAAAGUGACUCCAGCAAAAAACACAAAAAACAUCACAAGAAGCAUAAACAUAAACACAAACAUAAGUCAAAAUAGUUCCAUGUUGUGUAGGGUAAGUCACAAUGGAACACAUUAAGUCAACCAAUAAAUAAAUCAAUAAAUGUAUCAUUA